GUUGGGCCCCGUUGAGCACCCCAUUUGGCACCUUCCUCUUUUCACCUAACACACACACCAUCAUCCACCUGGAAACGACGAGUGGAAUAUUGAAGAAAAACAAUUUCACGUGGACAUUCAAUUUAAAUUGUGUGGCUCAUUUGGUAUGAAACGAGGCGACAGCGCGUUUAGUGCAUAGCGAAUCAGUUUUGUGGAAUUCCAGUGAACUUUCUCAGAGUGACAAAGCAUCUAAUUUUCAGGGGGAGGUGUUCAAUUGUGCAAGAAAGUGAUCUUCAAUGAGUGAGAGUGCACCCAUUCGGUGCAAGUGUGAAUAACUCUUUUGACUUCACGCCCAAUUGAGCACCAUUUCUCCAGCUACCAACGGACUCUUUUUUUAUUUUUAUUUUCUGCUGCUGCAAAGCUGGACGAAAAUGCACUUUUCCUUAUCGCUAUUGGCUGCCAUUUGGCUCUUUUCACCCAACGUUACUGCAUCGGGCUUCGGGAGAUGCCCGAAAUAUCCAUCAAUGCCAAAAUACAACAUGACUAAGUUCACGGGGAAAUGGUAUGAGGUGGAGAGAUCAUUCUACUUGCCGGAAAUAGCAGCUGGAUGUACAACCCUCUCAUUUCAGCCUGUAGAUACAUCGGAGGACUUUGAGGCAUCCUACGGAAAGCUCGAAGUUGCCAUUAAGACUGUGAACCAAUGGACGGGAAAUCCAUCCGUGUCUCUUGGAUUUGCACUGCCUGAGUCGGAGAAUUCAUCCAUAAUGCACUUUCAGCUCUCAUCGAGGCUUCCGGCACCUCUGGCUAGACUACUACCCGGCACGGGGAAAUAUCAAAUUCUGUACACGGACUACGAUAAUUUCGCCAUACUCUGGUCCUGCUUUAAUUUUGGAUUUGCCCACACCGAUCAAAUCUGGCUGUUGGGACGUGAGAGAGAUUUCGUCUUUGAGAUCCGUAAAAAAAUCUACGAUGCCCUUACGCAGCUAGGUCUUGAUUCGGAUCGUUUAGUGAUAUCUAAGAAUAAAAAUUGCCCUACUACCCUUUGACUCCACGACAACCCCUCAGAGUAACAUUUGAUAUUUUUUCCUUUUGUGAAAAAAAAAACAUAUUUUGUACUUAAUUACUUAAUUCUGUGAUAAGAAACCUAAUUGUUUUCUGUAGAGAGAGAGAAAGUCGUAAAUUGGGGAUGUAAAUGAGAAGUUUAGGAGAGAGAGUGGGUGAAGUUUUGAAUAAAAGUUUGUAUAAAGGCAAAA
Molecule: messenger RNA, 1232 nt
Organism: Lutzomyia longipalpis
Lineage: Eukaryota; Metazoa; Arthropoda; Insecta; Diptera; Psychodidae
Product: apolipoprotein D
Exons: 6
Coding region: 411-1025 (204 amino acids)
Source: RefSeq, a predicted model, not a curated record